AAGACUUCAAAACACAUCUUUUUUUGAUAAAGUCUGCACACAAACUUUUCUCUUUGUAUAGUUUCUUCAAUUCAGAUUCUUUUUUUAUUUUUGUUAUUCGAUCUUCAAUGAUCAAUAAAUCCAAUGAAUACCCUCGCCGGAUUUUGAGUUUUCCGGCGAUUCGUCCCAGCGAAACCGUCUCAUUCCCUAGCCUUAUUGCAGCCUUGAUCCAUUUAGGCCAUGCCAUACGUGACUACAAGUCAAAAACGUUCUUCACAAACAGGAAAAACGCAAACUUUUUGAUGCGUUUGGUCGAUGAUCUUCUCAUUUUUCUUCAAGAGAUCCGAAAUGGGGAUUCAAGGUUUGCGGGAUCAAUGGUGUUGAGCUUGUCUGAGCUGCAUUUUUUGUUCCAGAAAGUUGUGUUCUUGCUGGAGGAUUGCACCAGAGAAGAUGCCAGGAUAUGGAUGGUGGCUAAGUCGGAGCAGGUGUCGACCCAGUUUCGGGUGGUGGCUAGAGCCAUGGCGGUGGCUCUGGAUGUUCUGCCGUUUGGUGGGAGCGAUGAAGUGAGGGAAGUGGUAGAGUUUGUGAGAAAGCAAGCUAUGAGGUUUAAGUUUGAAGUUGAAUUUGAAGAUAGGGGAAUCAUGGAUCAAGUUCUGAGGAUUCUUGAACAAUUUGAACGUGGGGUUGUUCCAGAAUCAAGCGAUCUAAAAUGGGUUCUUGAAAGUUUGGGGAUAAGAAGCUGGAGUGAGUGUCAAAGUGGGGUAAGGUUCUUGGAUUCUGAGAUUUGUUUGGAGGGGCAGACUGAAGAGAUGCGAGAUUUGCCCCUUCUCUCUGGCCUAAUGGGGUUCUUGAUCUACUGCCGUUGUACCGAGUUUGAAUUCGGGGAUGUUUCAACCACCACCAGAAUGAUGACGUCAUCCGGCGGUGGUCGCCGGAAUGAUGACGUCAUCCGGAGCUUGAACCCAGAAGAUUUCCGGUGUCCCAUUACUCUAGAACUGAUGACUGAUCCGGUGACUCUUUCCACGGGGCACACCUAUGAUCGGUCUUCAAUUCUGAAAUGGUUCAAGGCUGGAAAUCACACAUGUCCUAUAACGGGUGAGAGGCUAAUCAACAUUGAUUUGGUUCCCAAUCUGGCUCUGAAGCAGAUCAUAAGGCAGUACUGCAAUGAGAAUGGGAUUCCAUUUCCAGAAUCUGUAUCGCGAAAUCGUGAUGUGAUAAGAUCAAUUGGUAAGGGUAGUGUGGCUAUGAAACUGCUGGCUAGUUUUCUAGUUGGCAGGCUUGUGGCAGGAACAAGUGAGCAGCAGAAGAAGGCGAUUUACGAGAUCCGUUCCCUCACCAAAACCAGCACUUUUAACAGGUCUUGUUUGAGCGAAGCGGGUGCCAUCCCGCCUCUCUUGCUUCAGCUCGGUUCGUGGGAUUCGUCGGUUCAAGAAAACAGCAUUGCUGCUUUGCUAAACCUGUCCAAGAAUUCGAAAAGCAGGGAAACCAUUGCUGAAAAUGGAGGCCUGGUUUUGAUUCUUGAUGUGUUAAAAGAGGGGCUUAAGAUGGAAGCCAGGCAGCACGCUGCUGGUGCGUUGUAUUAUCUCGCCUCGGUGGAAGAUUACAAGGCGAUGAUCGGGGAAAACCCCGAGGCUAUCCCAUCACUUGUGGAGCUAGUAAGGGCUGGGUGUGAUCAUGGGAAGAAGAAUGCCCUGGUCACAAUCUUCAGCCUCUUAACAUGUCCUGAGAACCACUGGAAAGUGGUUUCAGCUGGGUUAGUACCCGUGCUGAUUGAUCUGCUGCCGUCUCUCAAAAGGGAAGACCUCAUAGCAGAUUGCCUCGCGGUUCUAUCCUCUCUGUCCGAGAAGCUAGAAGGCGCGAUAGUUGUCCUCUAUGCCGGGGCUUUACCCAUCGUUAUUGAUAUCUUGAACUCCUGCAGCUCAAGAACAGCAAAGGAGUGCUGUGUUUCAUUGCUGCUGGCCUUGUGCAUCAAUGGUGGAUCAGAUGCGGUUCGAGUUUUAGUGAAGAACCCAUCUCUCAUGCCGCCUUUGUAUUUGCUGCUCACCCAAGGCACUUCUCGGGCGAGCAAAAAGGCCAGUUCGCUCAUCAGAUUGCUGCAAGAAUUCAACAACAAGACCUCCUCUAGCUUCAUCAAUCCACCUCUUCCUCAAGACCAAUUUGUCAAUGUCUGGUGAUACUUGUGUACAUUAAUAUGCUAUUUAUUUGUGUAUAGUUUGACAAGUGUGUGACUUUAGCUCGAGUUUUUAAGAGCUAAAAAAGUCACUAUUCCGUACGCCAAAGCUUCUUGUUUUUAUAUGAAGCUUUGCUUUUCACAGAUACAUUUUUUUU
Ipomoea nil (Japanese morning glory) is the source of this 2307-nucleotide messenger RNA. Its product is annotated as U-box domain-containing protein 18-like. Gene Ontology annotation, biological process: protein ubiquitination. Gene Ontology annotation, cellular component: cytoplasm; nucleus. The record is from RefSeq and is a predicted model, not a curated record. The transcript has a single exon. Lineage: Eukaryota; Viridiplantae; Streptophyta; Magnoliopsida; Solanales; Convolvulaceae. Bases 108 to 2153 code for a protein of 681 amino acids. Gene Ontology annotation, molecular function: ubiquitin-protein transferase activity; protein binding.